Messenger RNA from Pieris macdunnoughi, 942 nucleotides. NCBI's taxonomy places the organism in Eukaryota, Metazoa, Arthropoda, Insecta, Lepidoptera, Pieridae. The record is from the annotation of a GenBank genome assembly.
AUGUACCGUUGCAUAGUACUCACGAUAUUGCUGGCAGUUAUCGCAUCGUUCGAUGCGAGUCGGUUUCGAUGCGACUAUAAAUAUUUUCCCAAAGCUGGAGGCUACCUAAAGCUGCAAAGGAUCCCCGCGAAUUGGAGGGAAGCUCGGCUAAGAUGUCACCUUGAAGGAACGAAAAUUGCAUCACCUCUAAAUGAUGAGCUAAAGACGGCCAUGGUGACAAUGAUGGAUGUAACUCCCAAGCUCAAGUGUGGGGUAUUUCUGGGCAUUCAUGCAACAUUCUCUAGAGGAGACUUCUUUUCCGUGGAAGGAGUACCUCUCUCCCAAAUUCCUCACAAUUGGGCGGUUGGUGAGCCUGACAACUAUAAAGACGCAGAGAGCUGUCUUCUCAUGACAGAGAAUGGGGAAUUUGCUGAUGUCAACUGCGAGGAUACAUAUCCCUAUUUCUGCUACAAGAAAACUUCGAAUUCACUUGUUAUGAACAGUUGCGGUACGACAGAUCCUGAGUACGUAUUUGACAGUCGUACAGGCAGCUGCUACAAGUUCCACACGGUUCCACGCACCUGGUCAAGAGCCUACAUGGCCUGCGCUGCAGAAGGAGGAUACCUGGCUAUUAUCAACAGCGAUACUGAAGCUCAGGUGGCAAAGGAAAUAUUCGCUAAGUACCCCGGAGGUAAGAUUCUGGGUAAUUUCUGGAAGGACGUAGCUUUCAUCGGCUUCCACGACUGGGGAGAGCACGGCGAAUGGCUCACAAUCAAUAGUGAUACACUCCAGGAAGCCGGUUACAGCAAGUUCUCGGGUGGAGAACCCAAUAAUGCCACCACAGGAGAAUUUUGUGGAUCUAUCUACAGGAAUGGCAUGUUUGAUGAUCUGUGGUGUGAGAACCGAUAUGCCUUCAUCUGUGAAAAGGACCCUGGAAGCCUUAUGUGUGAACAAGACCAAUAA